ACCCAUCGAUUGCAUCGGCAGCACCAACUCCCUCCCAGCCCCAAAAAGCGGAUCGCCGAGUGGUCGAUGGCUGUCAUGUCUGCACCCUGGGAGCACGCUGUCUGAUGAGGCAGAAUCCAGCCCUGAUUCAUUGAGUGUCUCCCCACUGCCGCCAUGUCUGAGGUAGAUGUUGUGGCAGACAUCUUAGCAGAGGCUACUCUGGAUGACCACGCGCCUAGCGAUGCAAUGCCCUCUGAGCUGGUGACUAUUGGAGCCACUGUGCCAACAGGAUUUGAAUUCACGGCCGCAGCGGAAGUAGAGGAGAAGCUGGGAUGUCGCUGCAAAAUCAGCAAAGAUCGGGGCAAAAUCUACUUUGACAUCAAUACAGACAUUCUGGCGGAGGUUCACCGUCUGAGGUCAGUGGACAAUCUGUUCGUUGUAGUUCAAGAAUUCACAGACUUCCCGUUCAAAGAAUCGAAGGAAGACGCCCUGCGGGAUUUUGAGGCGCUCGCUGCAAAGCUGUCCUGGGAGAAAGCCCUGAGCACCUGGGAGCUAAACAACAACCUGAAAAAGAAGAAAAGGAGGAAGAAAGCCGGCAAUAUUAUCAAGGAGAGGAAGCCGCCGGCAGCUUCUUCUGAGACUCCGGGAGAGGACGGGACGGAGGAGGCUAGCGCGCAGCCGACGGUGCCCUCUGUGAGGCAGCAGAAGCUUGGGAACGGUGACACUAAGGCAGAGGACAGUUCAGAGGUAUCGACUGCUCCUUCACCUGACAAUGCACCGACCGCGGGCAGCGACGCAGAGAGCAGCGCAGCGGGCACUGACGCCAGUAACGUCCUAAAAUUCCGUGUCACAUGUAACCGAGCUGGGGACAAACACAGCUUCACGUCCAACGACGCAGCCAGAGACUUCGGAGGGGCCGUGCAGGAGCAUUUCCAGUGGAAGGCCGAUAUGACCAACUUUGAUGUAGAGGUUCUCCUGAACAUCAGUUACAAUGAAAUGUUGGUGGGAAUCGCUCUGACUGAGGAAAGUCUGCACCGCCGGAAUAUCACCCAUUUUGGUCCCACUACCCUGCGCUCCACCUUGGCUUACGGGAUGCUCAGGCUCUGCGACCUGGAACCAUCAGAUGUCGUCAUCGAUCCAAUGUGUGGAACCGGAGCCAUCCCCAUAGAGGGUGUGAGCGAGUGGCCCAGCUGCUUUUUCAUCGCUGGCGAUAAUAACCUGAACGCAGUGAACAGAACCGCCAGCAACAUCUGGUCCUUACUGAGGAAGCAGCAGAGCCCGGAGAGCGCCCCCCAGGGGCUUCCGAUAGAUGCUGCGCAUUGGGACAUAUCUGGCUUGCCUUUGAGGAGUGGGAGCGUGGAUGUUAUAAUUACAGACAUGCCAUUCGGGAAGAGAAUCGGGUCAAAGAAGAAGAAUUGGGACCUGUACCCGGCCUGCCUGCGAGAGAUGAGCCGCGUGUGCCGGGCCGGUACAGGAAGAGCCGUUCUCCUCACUCACGACAGAAAGUGUUUCAUCAAGGCCUUGGCCAAGGCAGGACACCUGUGGAGAAAGAUGCACACGGUCUGGGUGAAUGUCGGAGGGCUCCACGCGGGCGUUUACCUGCUGAAACGAACCGCUCUGGACCUGUCUGAUUGCUCCAGUGAGAAGUUGGUGGAGAACCAGCCCCUAAGUCCUAAUUCACCUGCCAAAGAGGAAUAAGCGUCUCCCCAGGAUGGCCCUUCCACAGAGGAACCCUGGCUAAACGCUGAGAUCUCUCCCGAUAAUACAUUCGGUUAUUACAUGUUAUAGAAAGUUGGUUAUUUAACCAGGAGAUGGACAACCUUUCGCACUCUGUUUACCGUGGUGUACUGCAUUGCUCCAAUGAGUGGGGGAAAGGGUAAAAACGAUAGUUACAUCUUGUCUCAUAGUGGGCAUUGGUCAGUAGGCCUCAUACGGUAUAAUACAUACUACAUAGAGAUGCCUCCUCUCUGUGUACAGGCUCUGAGAACACCGACAGUGUUCUAUUACUUCCUUCUACCUGCAGUCUGUGGUUUCCCUGUUUUUCCAUCCUUACCACACUCCCAAUGCACUCACACCACACCCCCAAACUAAAAGGUUAUUACACAUGAUUACGUUUGUCAGCAGAGGAUUAUGGGACGAACAGGCAAACAAUGGCUCUCAAGUGUAUGGUAAUUGCCUUCUUAUAGCAGCUAAGUAAAGGCUAACAGUUUAUAUACACAUUUGCUUAUUUAAAUCCGUAUCUUGUAACUAAAAUUACUACUGGGGGGGCCUCCAUUAGAAUCCAAAUUGUGCUUCAAUGUCUCUUGAGAAUGGAAGCAGCCAUUUUGUGUGAGCCAGUACUCAUGAUACAGCCUAUCCAUUCCCUCUGAGAGAGUGACCUAAUUUGAGGCACAAAAGUCAGUGAUGUCACUUGUUCAUAGUGAUUUCAUAGGCUGCCGUCUUCUGGAUACUGGUUCAGCAUAUACAGUGGCUUCUGCCCCUGUCGGUAGGUGACAGUAGGUCCAUUUUGCUGAAGCCCAGCCCGGUGACAGCCUUGGGGAAUGUGUUUCUGUAGCUGACGGAGUGCCAAAGAUUGCCCGUAAAUUAUUUUGCUGGUACUGUUGGGGUUCCCUGACCCCUGAUUGCAUACGCUGCUCUGUGCCGCAGUUUGUUAGAAAAGUUAUACGGAAACGGUUUUCAAAGUUGUUUUAUUUAUGUUUGAACACCGCCCUAUAUGGUGUUGCCAUAUGUUCCAUAUAGUCUAGGUGGCGAAUUCCUUGAAAUUAUCUAUUCAUACUGUUUCUUACUGGGAAUAAAGUUUUCCAUGUGUUACAGUUUGA
Molecule: messenger RNA, 2798 nt
Organism: Pseudophryne corroboree (corroboree frog)
Lineage: Eukaryota; Metazoa; Chordata; Amphibia; Anura; Myobatrachidae
Gene: THUMPD3
Product: THUMP domain containing 3
Exons: 10
Coding region: 154-1677 (507 amino acids)
Biological process (GO): tRNA methylation
Molecular function (GO): tRNA (guanine) methyltransferase activity; RNA binding
Source: RefSeq, a predicted model, not a curated record